Molecule: messenger RNA, 1229 nt
Organism: Bombina bombina (fire-bellied toad)
Lineage: Eukaryota; Metazoa; Chordata; Amphibia; Anura; Bombinatoridae
Gene: DCUN1D4
Product: defective in cullin neddylation 1 domain containing 4
Biological process (GO): positive regulation of ubiquitin-protein transferase activity; protein neddylation
Cellular component (GO): ubiquitin ligase complex
Molecular function (GO): cullin family protein binding; ubiquitin-like protein binding; ubiquitin conjugating enzyme binding
Source: RefSeq, a predicted model, not a curated record
GCUCCACUGUAUGCUUGUGCCCUGCGAAGUGAGUACAGGUCGAGGAGCUGGAGCAAGGGAAGCAGGCUUAUAGUGUGUGUGUCUGCGUCACAUGAAAAUGCACUCGGAUGCUGUCAAUUUUCAACUGAACUCUCAUCUUUCAACCUUGGCAAAUAUUCACAAGAUUUACCAUACCCUCAACAGACUGAACCUGACAGAAGACGUGGGUCAAGACGAACACCAAACAGAAUGUAUAAGAAAUAUGACUCUUCCAGAAUAAAAGCAGAAGAUGAUGUGUUUUCAAGCAAGAGGUGUUUAGAGUGGUUCUAUGAAUAUGCAGGAACGGAUGACUAUGUAGGACCAGAAGGAAUGGAGAAGUUUUGCGAAGAUAUUGGUGUUGAACCAGAGAACGUAGUAAUGCUUGUUCUAGCUUGGAAAUUGGAUGCACAAAACAUGGGUUAUUUUACUUUACAGGAAUGGUUAAAAGGCAUGACAUCCCUACAAUGUGAUGCAACUGAAAAACUACGACAUUCUUUGGAUUACUUGAGAUCAUUAUUAAAUGAGCCAUCUAAUUUUAAACUUAUUUAUAGAUAUGCAUUUGAUUUUGCACGGCAAUCAAAAUACAAGGUCAUUAACAAGGACCAGUGGUGUAAUGUGCUAGAAUUUAGCCGAACAAUAAACUUGGACCUCAGUAAUUAUGACGAGGAUGGAGCUUGGCCAGUGUUGUUGGAUGAAUUUGUUGAAUGGUUUAAGGAGAAACAGAAGUCAUAGAAGGUAAUGCUUGCUCUCGAAGUCUUCCUGUCUGUUGAUCCACUACUUCAAGCUGAAGCUUUUCAAAUAGUUGCAGGUAUCCUUCAUCUGUAUGCAACUUUGGUGUCCACCAUUCUGAAUAAAGUGUGUUCGUACAAAACACUGCUCCAUUAUAUGAUUCUACACCACCAAGAAUCCUGUAUUCCUCUUCUUCCCCGUUUUCCCAGAAUGCAAUGCGAGGAUCUGUGUGAUUUUCAGGAAAAAAACCUUUUUGAGUUAAUUGUCCUGUGUUUAGAUAAAAAAUAGGAUAUUCUUUAUAUUUGACUUUGUCAAUUGUAAUCCCAGGACGUGGACAUUGGUCUGCUUUUAUUUCUUUUGCAGGCCAUCUCCUUGUCCCCUGAAAGUCCACAUAAUAGCAAUGUGCAAAUGUUGAAAAACACAUUUUUUCUCUGUAUGUCUUAUGUUUCCAGUAUUCUUGUAAAGGCCAAUAAUAUUCCAAA